UGAUGCCUCCAGAGAAAGAGAUUGUUAUAUAGAUUUCUUAAAGAAAGUUAAUGUCAGCAUUAUAAGCGACGCUGAACAAGAGAGUUUGCAAAAAGAAAUUCAUGAGAUACGAUCCAGUGAAUUAGCUGCUAUUAAAACAUUAAAAGAAAUAGAAAGUGAACGUGAUACAUUGAAAAAAGAAUUAGCCUCUUUGGAAGAAGAGGCCAGGGAACUUGAUAAACUUGAGGAAAGUUAUUGGCAGGAAUUUAAUGAUUUUCAUCUUCAACUACAAGCUUUUCAAAAUGAGAGAGAUAGCGUCAAUUUAAAAUAUGAUCAUGAUGCAAAACAAUUGGAAAAACUUCAAAGGACCAAUGUAUAUAAUGACACUUUCUGUAUCUGUAUUAGUCAUGAUGGCCAUUUUGGAACUAUUAACGGUUUUAGACUUGGUCGUUUGCCAGAUGUGAUGGUUGAUUGGAACGAAAUUAACGCAGCUUGGGGACAAACACUCUUAUUACUGGCAACCAUUGCUAACAAACUUAAUUUCACGUUCAAAAAUUAUCGGUUAAUUCCGUUGGGUUCUUUUUCAAAGAUUGAAUAUAUUGAUGGUGAUAAGAAAUCUACAUAUGAAUUGUAUAGCUCAGGAGAUGUAGCAAUAGGAAGAUUGUUUUUAUAUCGUCGUUUUGACCAUGCAAUGGUUGCCUUUUUAAACUGUUUACAACAGUUGGGUGAUUAUGCUGAGAGCCAAGAACGUAAUUUCAAAUUACCAUAUCGGUAA
Messenger RNA from Racocetra persica, 754 nucleotides. NCBI's taxonomy places the organism in Eukaryota, Fungi, Glomeromycota, Glomeromycetes, Diversisporales, Gigasporaceae. The record is from the annotation of a GenBank genome assembly.